Molecule: messenger RNA, 926 nt
Organism: Ceratosolen solmsi marchali
Lineage: Eukaryota; Metazoa; Arthropoda; Insecta; Hymenoptera; Agaonidae
Product: chymotrypsin-2-like
Exons: 4
Coding region: 32-850 (272 amino acids)
Biological process (GO): proteolysis
Molecular function (GO): serine-type endopeptidase activity
Source: RefSeq, a predicted model, not a curated record
AAAAUAUUUCUAAUAGUUUUAAUUUUUCAGUAUGCAUUUCGAGAUCUACUACUUUAUUGCUCAAUUCGCAAUACUUUGUAAUUUAAGUCAUGUAACAAAGGCUAAAGCGAUGAUUGGAGCGGGUAUUAAAAUUGUAGACGAAAAUCAAUUUCGUUACCUUGCAUCCAUUCAGCAAAUAAGCCGAUUAAACAAUCAAGUUUUGUUUAACCACAUUUGCACCGGAACGCUUAUUUCAAGCAAAAAUGUGUUGACUGCAGAACAUUGUUUACACAAUGAAUUAAAAGAAAAUCUUCAAGUAGCAAUUGGAUCAAACGAUUUCAGAUAUGGUGUCAAAUACAAUAUUUUAUGGUGGCUGACGUAUGACGCUUGGGCCGAACACAAAAACGACAAAUACAUUUUUCGAAACAAUGACAUUGCUAUACUAAGGCUAAACGGUGACAUACAUAGUAUUGUUCCGCCACUUAUUUCCAAUACACUCACGUUGGGUUUAUAUGAUUUAACAGUAACCGCUGUAGGAUGGGGUAAAAUUGAAAAUGGCCAAGUAUUCCCAAAGCUGAAAUCUGUCGAUUUAACAGUUAUAACGAAUUCCGAAUGCGAAAACAGAGUUCUGAGAUUCGCAAGAAAACAAUAUAAUGUUCCACUAAGAUACAUAUGUACUGCCGCAAACCCUCCAGCAUUAUUACAUUACGGUGACAGCGGUGGUCCUUUAUUAUAUAACAACCAAAUCAUUGGCAUUAGUAUAUCUACAGUUCCAGAGGAUGAAUAUAUCGUUGAUCCAAACAAAUUAAAUAUCCAUUUAGUUACACAAUAUUAUCAAGACUUUAUUUCAGAGGUGAAGAAUAUACCUUGAUUAUACGCCUCAAGAAAUAGUAGCAAAAAUUAACAUUAUUAAUAUUAUAUUAUUAACACAUAUAAAUGCUUAAAUA